AUGCUUCUUGGACGGAGGUCGCGUUGGGAAGUUCGAGGUCGGUUUUUAUUGUCCAAAAAAGCGUUCUCCUUCUUGAUGUACAACCUCCUCGUAGUGUACAACUACAAAUACAACUUUAUUUUACUAUUUUUUAGUUGUACUCUACUUCUAUCUUUACUAAAUAAGAGUAGAGUAGAUGAUGUGCUGUAUUUUCAUCUUCAACAAGAUCGAUCUCAUACUAGCGAUAGAGUAGUAAAUAGAUGUCCUCGUUCUAAGCCGCGCAGUAGAAGCUAUUCACAUGCCGGAAGGUUAUCUGGUAGAGCUGCGUGAGGACUGAGAAGUGGAGUUAUUGAGAAGAAGUUGUUGAACAACUUGAACUUUUUUCAAUUAUCUUCUUCCUCUUCUUACAGAUGCAUGGGCAAUUUUUUCGGAGUCAGGACGAGCUCGAUGGACCUGCAAGAUGAUCCUCGAUGUUAAUCUUGGCGCUCACGACGCGCACAUGUAUUUUUAGAAUUUACUGAGAAAAUUGAUCUAAUCUUUUUUUAUCUCGCGUCACGGUGCCGCCGGGCGUAGGGAACAAACGGCAACUACGGCCGCGGGGAACGAUGAGCCCUGCGGAAGCGCCGUGAUGAUUGUUGUACUACUUAGGUGCUUUGAACAAUGGCUGCACUAUCACUCGAGAGGUUGUAUUAUAACAAGAUUUGAAUAGAGUAGCAGUAGGGAAGAUUAUGAUCAACAUGAAUGUAAAUGUAUGCUAUUUUCUUAUUCCGCCUACGCCUGGGUCUUGGCACUUAUACUUCUAAGAUAAUGUUGGACGAGGAGCAAUAAAUAGCGGGACAUCUCCUAGCGCGCGCGAACAUAAGUAAUAAUAAUAGCAGGGGUUCAUUGUUUUUAGGGUUUACAAUAAAGAUUUAAAGUAAUUAGGAGCUUAACUCUUAAUUUUUUCAGAUCUUUCUCGACGUUUUUCUCUUAAACAUAAAUACUAUAUAAGACAUCUACUAAAACUGCCGAAAAGGAAAAAGGUGUCACUCACCUGGUACUCCUGCUGAUCUUGAAUCUAAUAACUUCUUGUUUUUCCUUUGGUUAACUAUGGAUUAUUAUUAUUCCUGAUCCAAAAACUUAGCUAUGUCACAUCAUCCAUCCACCGAAUUGCACCUCAACGAAAAUAGGAUUUUGUGCAAUUAGCUGUGCAGGCAGAGAUGUAUUUUUAGAGUGACACUGGAAGCACGGAGCGCGUGUCUCUGAGCCAACAGAU
This is a messenger RNA of Amoebophrya sp. A25, 1234 nucleotides long. NCBI's taxonomy places the organism in Eukaryota, Dinophyceae, Syndiniales, Amoebophryaceae. The record is from the annotation of a GenBank genome assembly.